AUGGCGCAACUUUGGGGAUGGAUCUCUGUAUACUGCUUGCUUAUUCUGUCGUUUACGGUGCGUUCACUUGGACAGGAGCAAUCAGCGUUCUGUGAACACAGUUCUCUCGCGCGAGAAUGCUGGGGCCAGUAUAACAUCUCAACUGAUUACCACGCCAUCACGCCUGAUACGGGCGUCACCAGAGAGUACUGGCUCGUCGCGGAGAAUACAACCCUUGCACCAGACGGGUACGAGCGACAAGUCCUUGUCUUCAAUGGGACUCUGCCGGGUCCCUUGAUUGAAGCCAACUGGGGCGAUGAGCUCGUUAUUCACGUUACGAAUGGGCUCGAGCAUAAUGGAACAGCGAUUCACUGGCACGGUAUCUGGCAACGCGGAACGAAUCAAUAUGACGGUGUCCCAGGCGUGACCCAAUGCCCCAUCUCUCCAGGCCAAACAUACACCUACCGGUUCCGCGCAACGCAGUACGGGACAACCUGGUAUCACAGCCACUUCAGUCUCCAACUCGCAGAGGGUCUCUUUGGACCCCUCGUUAUCCAUGGCCCAGCGAGUGCAGACUAUGACGUUGACCUUGGUUCCGUGUUUAUAAGCGACUGGUACCAUAAGUCUGCAUUCAUACUCUGGGAGGAAUCAACCCGCUAUGGGGGGGUUCCCGUCAGAGCCAACGCCGUUCCGCCAACGGGACUCUUUAAUGGGAGUAAUGUUUUCGGCGGAGGCGGGAGGCGCUCUGAGAUGAUUGUCGAGAAGGGGAAGAAGUAUCGCCUUCGACUAAUCGACAGUUCUGUAGACGGGUGGAUGAAGUUCUCUAUCGACGGGCAUAAACUGACCGUCAUAUCGGCGGACCUCGUCCCUAUCGAACCGUACGAGACCGAUGCGGUAAUCCUCACCUCGGGACAACGGUACGAUGUGGUCUUCGAGGCGAACCAGAAAAUAGGGAACUACUGGACUCGCGUGAUUUACCAAACAGCCUGUAACGGGCUGGAUAUCAAGGAUCCUGAUAUACGUGGUAUACUCCGGUACGCAGGCGCUGAAAUCUCCGACCCUACAAGCUCGCAGUGGUCGUCCAUCCGCAAUUCCUGCGGCGAUGAGCCCUAUGAUAAGCUCGUUCCGUAUGUGAAACGGACAGUGGGAAAGGCUGCCGGCCAGGAGAACCUUAACGUGGGUUGGUACUAUGACCUGCCAGAGCUGUACUUUCACUGGACGCUCAAUACAAAAGCCCUGACGAUCGACUGGGGAACUCCGACGAAUAAACUCAUCUAUAAUAACGAGUCUGUCUUUCCAACGGAAUACAAUAUCUACGAGGUGCCAAAUAGGGAUCAAUGGACGUACUGGGUCAUUCAAGAUGUUGGACUCGUCAACGCCUAUCACCCUUUCCAUCUACAUGGUCAUGACUUUUUCAUCCUUGCGCAGGGGCGGGGGCUUUAUACACCUCUCGUCAAGCUGAACCGUGAUAACCCGCCCCGAAGGGAUACGGCCACGAUGGCAGGGAACGGGUUUCUUGUCAUUGCAUUCGAAAGCGAUAACCCGGGAUCCUGGUUGAUGCACUGCCAUAUUGCCUGGCACGCAAGCCAAAGCCUCGCCCUCCAGUUUGUCGAGCGUGAGUCGGAGAUUGGGCCCUUGAUUGAGCCGGUUAUUGGCGAGAUUGAGAGUGACUGUAAAAAAUGGGAGAAGUACCAUGCGGAAUCCGUCUACCAUCAGGAUGAUUCUGGUAUCUAA
Molecule: messenger RNA, 1713 nt
Organism: Aspergillus nidulans FGSC A4
Lineage: Eukaryota; Fungi; Ascomycota; Eurotiomycetes; Eurotiales; Aspergillaceae
Product: laccase lccB
Exons: 6
Coding region: 1-1713 (570 amino acids)
Molecular function (GO): copper ion binding; oxidoreductase activity
Source: RefSeq, a predicted model, not a curated record